CUCCCGUGAGACUCUGAUUGAAACAGAUUGUAGCGCUCCCCGGGUCGCAAUGGCAACUGUCCGUAUAAGACGUCGGCAGCAAGUUUUGUUGUAUAUGUAAUGUUGUUGAGACAUUAUAAGUCGCCGAAGAAACUACUUUCUAAUGUAAGAAACAACGUAACACAAUUUCUACAAUUCGAAAAUGUCACAGGGAUGUACAGUUUCUGUGGAAGAGAUCCAGUCUUGGUGGGAAGUCCCCGCCAUAGCCCACUUCUGCUCGCUGUUCAGGACGGCAUUCAACCUUCCAGACUUUGAAAUAGAGGAGCUGGAGAAAGCCCUGUCAGAGCAGGACUUGGACUUCCUUGGGGACCUCGUUGCCUGUCUGUUGCAGGGAUGCUACCAGCGCACUGACAUCACCCCUCAGGCAUUUAGCAAUUACCUGGAUGACAUUAUCAGCUACCGGUGGGAAUUGGAAGAGGGGAAGCCCAACCCACUGAGAGAAGACUCUUUCGAGAAUCUCCCUCCUCGUACUCAGGUGGAGCUGCUGCACCGGCUUUGCGACUACCGUCUGGAUGCUGCUGAUGUUUUUGAACUGCUUAAGGGGCUGGAUGCAGACAGCCUGAGGGUGGAACCACUGGGGCAAGAUGGAAAUGGAGCCCUCUACUGGUAUUUUUAUGGUACUCGUAUGUACAAAGAAGAGCCAGUCAAGAGGAAAGCAGAAAAGAUCAGCAGUGAAACCCCUGAAUUAACAUUACCAGAGAAAAAGAAAAGGGGGAGACCGCCAAAGAAGAGAAAGCUGGAAGAACCUCAGCUAAGUGAGGUGGAAAGUGAAGUGUCAGAAGUGAAGACAGAUAAUGGGCUGGAAGAUCCUCCACCUAUCACAGAAUCAGAAAGCCAGUGUCGCUUCUCUUUGCCUCAACCAGGCCGUAAGCGUGGCGCUUGGUCCCUUGUGUGUGAUACAGAGGAGCAGUGGGUCAGACUGGCAGAAAGCAUCAAAGACAAAGCCUCCCCACAGGACCGCCACCUCUACCGUGUCAUCAGCCAGAACUUCCUGCCUGAGAUCAGCAGCAUGAUUGAGCACAAGGUCAAACACCAUAGAGACAAUGCUGAGCGGGAGCAGAAACAGAAGCUACUGGAUCCAGCCCCAGUACGCACAUCACAACGAUUCUCUGAAAAGCACAUUAACCAAGAGGAUGAGGACAAUCUGAAGGCUGUGGCAGAGGAGGAGAAGAAGAAAGAUGAAGAGCUGGACAGGCAGGUCUUACUGGCUGAGCAGCGUCGAGAAGAGGAAAGGCUUCUUCAGGAAGAACGACAGAGAGAGAAGCUGGAGAAGAUCAAGGCUGUGGAGGAACGAGCAAAGAGGCGGAAGAUGCGAGAGGAAAGGGCCCGGUUGCUGUCUCAAGGAAAAGACCUGCCGCCUGAACUCCUGAAUCUGGAACCUUCUUCCCCUGUCCACAAAACACGCAAGAAUAAAGAAUUCUAUGAAAUUGAUGAGGACUACACAGCUCUAUACAAAGUGCUUGAGGCCCUGAAAGCCCAUAAAGAUGCUUGGCCUUUUUUGGAGCCUGUGGAUGACUCCUAUGCCCCCAAUUAUCAUGAGAUCAUCCAGACUCCCAUGGACCUGUCCACCAUUGAGAAGAAGCUCAACAAUGGGGAGUACGUUGCUAAGGAGGAGUUUGUUGCUGAUGUGAAGCUCAUGUUUGAAAACUGCGUUGAGUACAAUGGAGAAGACAGUGAGUACACUAUAAUGGCGGAGUCUCUAGAACGCUGUUUUAGCCGGGCCCUACUAAAACAUUUUCCAUCAGAAGAUGGUGACACAGAUGAGGAAUUCCACAUCAACAGAGAGGACAAGGAGCGCAAGGACAGAAAGCGCAAUCGUGGUAGUAAACAUUUGGGACCUGAAAGUCUGAUCAAGGCCACUGAGCAAGUACAACGCAAGCGAAACUCCCAGGGGGGCAAGGGGAGCACACCCUCAGAGGAAGAGGACAACCUGACACGACCGCCUCCACCCCCUCAUUGGGCCAAUGGUCCCCCUCACCACCAUAGCCUGCCUCUAAACCAACACAUCUGUGAAGGAGACUUGAGGGGCAUGUACCAUCCAGGACAACAGCUUUGUCGUGUACCCGGUCCCCCUGGUGCGCAUGGUCCCCACAUGUAUGCCCAGCGAAUGGCUAUGGAUCCACGCUUCAACUACCCAGCUCACGUUCACAGGCAUGGAGACCCUAACUUGAACCACUUACCCUACAAUUUUAAUGUGCAGCAUCGCUUGGUUGAAGGACAUCACAUGGGUCCCAUUUAUCCAAUGGGCCCAGAUUCUAACCAACAGCAGCCUCCACACCAGCAGCAGCACCCCUAUGUGGGUCCAGCUCAUGGCCCAUCGCUGGGCCCACGUCCUGUAGCCAUCCAGCCUGGACCUCCUCCUGAAGCCAGCAUGUACCCAUCUCACCACCGUUCAGAGGGUCGCACCAUGCACCCCAUGGGCAACAGAUUUUCAGUGCCAGAAGGACCACCUCAGCACAACAGCCCAGGCAUGAGGGCUCCUGGUAUGGCCCUAUCCAGUAUGUGGAAUGGUUUGAAUCACCAGGAGAGACCAAAUGGGAUGCGCGUUCAAGAUCCCAACAUGGUGAACCAGCGCAGCUUUAGUUAUGGUGGAGUACCACCUCCAGUGGGGCCUAAGCCAUGGCCAGAAGCUGUUGGAUACCCCCACCCUCCUCCCAAUGCCCAAUAUCAAAUGUCUACAGCGGUCAGCCCCCCAGGGCCCAUGUCCUCACAUCCCCUUGUUCCCCACCCAGACUCCUCUGGCAGGACAUGCUUAGCUUCCAUGCUGGAAAGCCCAGAGAUGCUGGCCCUGCAGCAGCUGUCAGCCUCUUCUGGACCCCCUGAUGGUGCCCCUCAUCACCACAUGGGCAACUUUCAGCAGCUUGGGUCUCCACCAGGAAUUGGCAGCAUCCCAGCUCACCCCUCUCAGCAACCUCCCCCUGCCCCUGAGGUUCAGCUGCUGCGUCCUGCUAGAGACAAUGAGCCAGACAGCCGGCCUUCCCAACAGACAGACAUGCAGCCCAAAGGCAAAUCAGACAACAAAAUGGCUGCUAGCAACAUUUCUGAUGAAGCUUCAUCACACAAACACACUGUGUCAAUUAACCAAGGGGACCCCUCCAUCCCUAGCUCUACAGGACACCACAGUGGGUCAGCAGAGGGAAUGCAGAGCCCCCCAGUCCCUAACUUGGGCAGCUCACAGGAGAAUCCGUCUGAACAAGGGCUCCCACUGAGUUCAACAGAGAGCCACAAGCAGGAGGUAGAUGGUCAGAGACAAUGUGCCAGCCACUGUCCACCUCAAUACAAUAGUGCCACUACUGUUUCAUCCCAUCUCAACACAAGUAACAACAGCUCCACUGAUCUAAUUCAACCCAACCCCCCUCAUCAUACACAGAACAGCCCACAGCAAAAAGCUCUCAGCCCCACACCUCCUCCCCAGAAUGUACUGCCACUGCAUGUAGCAGCAUCUCAGCAUAUAUCAGAGAACAACUUAUCACACAUGCAAAAUGCACAUCAGCAAAGUGAACUCCAGCAGAACAUCCAGAAACAACAGCAGCAGGAGCCUCAGGCAACCAAGUGUACCCCUCCUCAGUGCCACCCUCAGAGCCCUACCCAGCCCAUGGUCCAGAGCACACAGCAACAAAAUUCUCUCCUACCUUCUCAUCAUGUCCCCCAGAACGUCUCUCCACAACAUCCUACACAUAACAGCCCCCUGCAUGAGAUGCCACAUAAUGCCACACGACCAGCCCAGCCUGGAACCCCUCAGCCAGUCCCUCUCACAUCUUUGCCACCCAGUCAUCCUACCCAACAAUUACCCUCCCAGCCUAGCCCAACAGGCCAUGGAGAUCAACGACCUAGUGAGUCUACAGGUAGACUGGGCACAGAAGGCAUGGCUGUUCCUCCACAGCACACCACGAUGAAAUCUGGCCCACCAAACGGCAUUUAUAAACACCAGGAUUUUAGCCCCAAUCACCAUCAAACGCAGUCCGUGGGUAGUAACCUGGGUAUGCAGGCUCACAAUCCAGCCAUGCCUCCUCACUCCCAGGGCCAGGUAAAUGGAGCCAUGGGUCCAUACAGCAUGGGGAACCCUCUGCAUCCACACUACAACCAGACAAACAUGACCAGGACCAUGCCUCCCUCUGCUCACCACCCUUACCACAACCAAGGCAUUAACCCCCUCCACAGUCCUGCUCACCACCCCACCUACCACCAACAGGGAGGGACUGCCUACACAUACCACAUGCCAGGCCAACAGCACCCUCAGGCUCAUCCCAACAUGUAUCCACCUCAUCAGUACGAACAGCAACACUACUACCCCCAGCCCCAUCUCCAAGCUCCGGCUCAUAACCAAGCCAACAGUAGAGGGGGCUAUCCUCCAGAGGAGUGGCAUCGGUCUCAUUAUCAGCCUCGCCAGCUGAUGCCGCCCACUGCCUACCUACCUGUAGUCAGUGCCAGAGGCAACGUUCACUCGAAAGAGACCAUCAUGUCACCACUGGGCUCUGAGGGCUCCAGUGGUGCUAGUUUAGUGUCCCCUGGCCCUGUGUCUGAAGCAGGACCACACCCUGGGGGCCGAGAGGAACUAAAUUGUGAAAUCAGGGAGCGGGUCAGCACAGGCAGCAGCGGUGGCAGUCCAGCAAAGCAGGCUCAUAGUGAGAGCUCAGAGCAACCUGAAAGCCCUAAAGAAAUCCUGGAUCUUGACAGCCAUAAUGCUGCUGCCCACCGCCGUAGCAGCCAGAUACCUCAGCAGCAACACCCUCCUGCCUCUACACACUUGGCAUCCGGCUUCAUGUAUGACCCUUGUGCCAUGCACCCUGGGAUGCAACAAGGCGGCGUUCCUCCACCACACAUGAUGUCUCAGGCUGGAGGAGUUAGAAACAGAACUCCUUACCCUGGCCAUCCAUACCCAGAUCCAGGACACUAUGCUGCCCAGAGACCUCACCCACACCUAAUGGAGGCUCUGCAGCGGCCCCAGCAGCUGCCCUACUCCCUGGGUCAGACACGCAUGGCCAUGUACCGACACCCCCGCCCUGCAGGGCACUUUCAAGGCAUGAUGAUUCAGCAGAGAGACCUGCCACCAGAACACUUCCUACAUCCAGGGCAACAGAUGAUGGCUGCACCAAGAGGCCCUAGCAGUAAACAAGGAGUGUGAUGAGCACCAUUUGAUCAAGACAUGUUAUCAUCA
This is a messenger RNA of Monopterus albus (swamp eel), 5197 nucleotides long. RefSeq names its product CECR2 histone acetyl-lysine reader (gene cecr2). The record is from RefSeq and is a predicted model, not a curated record. Gene Ontology annotation, biological process: chromatin remodeling; single fertilization. The transcript has 19 exons. Lineage: Eukaryota; Metazoa; Chordata; Actinopteri; Synbranchiformes; Synbranchidae. Gene Ontology annotation, molecular function: protein binding. The coding region runs from base 182 to 5164 and encodes 1660 amino acids. Gene Ontology annotation, cellular component: CERF complex.